AUGAAAAGCCCGAAUUUUAUGAACUACAUGGUUGAUGUUCAUACCAGUGGAAAAGCAAUGGUGAAAUAUUUUGAAGAAGCUUCUUACCCCGAUGAACUCCCGGAGUUCUUCAAAGUUUAUAUGGCUGCUCUUUGGUCCGAAAGAUUGAGAAUUCCUCCGGCAUUCAUCGAGAAUUUUGGUGGAAAAUUACCUCGAAAGGUCAUGCUUGGAACGUCAUCAAACCUCUUUUGGAAGGUUCGCAUAAACAAAAUCAACGAUGAUCUCUUUUUUGAGGAAGGUUGGCUAGAAUUUGUGCAAGAAAAUUCAUUGGCACAUGGAGAAUUUCUAACCUUUUCUUAUGCUGGCGACUCGAAGUUCUAUGUUAAAAUAUUCGCAACAAAUGGCUGUAGAAAGAGAGUUGCCCCUCAUCGCGUAAGCGAGAAGGCAUCAAGACCUGGUAAAUUCUUGCAUAACUACUGGUUCCUUUUUUGUUGA
Fraxinus pennsylvanica is the source of this 474-nucleotide messenger RNA. Lineage: Eukaryota; Viridiplantae; Streptophyta; Magnoliopsida; Lamiales; Oleaceae. The record is from the annotation of a GenBank genome assembly.